This is a messenger RNA of Pochonia chlamydosporia 170, 861 nucleotides long. RefSeq names its product antigen. The transcript has a single exon. Bases 1 to 861 code for a protein of 286 amino acids. The record is from RefSeq and is a predicted model, not a curated record. NCBI's taxonomy places the organism in Eukaryota, Fungi, Ascomycota, Sordariomycetes, Hypocreales, Clavicipitaceae.
AUGCCUCGGCCUAACGCCUCUCUGCCUCUUUCCCCCGAGGAGCUCGCUCAGGCUGUUGCAGAUCUCGCGGAAUACAUGUCUCCGUCACGAGCGAAAUUCAGCAUUUGUGGUGGUGCCGCGUCUAUGCUUGUUCGAAUGCAAAAUGGCCUUCCUCUUCGCAGCACCGAGGACAUCGACCUAGUUGUUCAACCCACAGCGGGUGUGACGGCCCAGAGCAUCUCAACCUGGCUUUUACAAAACUAUCCCACUGCUUUUGUUGCGAAAAAACAUUAUGGUGUCUCCGUCCCAGCACUUGCGUUUCAUAGAUCUGAUGGAUCUGUUAAACACAUUGAGAUUGAGAUAUUCGACGUCAAUGCCUGGCCCCAAAGACCUCAAUACAACCUUGACAGUCCAGACAACGAUGUAACUAUGGUCUCCAUAUCAGGCGUCCAGGUUCCUGUCUUCAGUGCUCGCUGGCUUCUCCGCGAGAAGAUAAUGACGGCUUUUGACCGGCAGGGAACAAGGAAGGAGCGAUCAGACCUAGACGACGCUUGCGCUCUUCUGGAUACCGUAGAGCCGAGCAGCGUCGACUUGACGAACAAGGAGGCGGCGGUCCGACACCUGAUCGCGAGGAGGCCGGACGUACGCCAGUCAUUGGAGCUCAAAAUCGUUUGUCCAGCCGUUCUGGGGAUGCCAUGGACGUGGAACGAACCGGCUGCGGUGUACUGGCGAUGGGAAAAGGAUCAGUUGCGAUACCUUGACGCGGAUCUUCGACGCCAUAAGUUCAAAUGGGACGAGAUGACACAAGUGUGGUAUUUAACCGCUGGGGGCCAAGAUUGGUUUUACAGCGCGGAGAAUGCAGACAUUGCACUCUGGACUUAA